Exophiala mesophila is the source of this 1386-nucleotide messenger RNA. RefSeq lists its product as uncharacterized. The record is from RefSeq and is a predicted model, not a curated record. The transcript is spliced from 8 exons. NCBI's taxonomy places the organism in Eukaryota, Fungi, Ascomycota, Eurotiomycetes, Chaetothyriales, Herpotrichiellaceae. Gene Ontology annotation, molecular function: aldehyde dehydrogenase (NAD+) activity. The coding region runs from base 1 to 1386 and encodes 461 amino acids.
AUGGUGAUGGAUUUCACCCAAUUUUCAAACAUUGUCAACGGCGAAGCGAGAGGCGGGAAUGCUGUCUAUCAAGGCAUCGAUCCUACCACAAGACAGAAACUCUGGGAUGUUCCUGUGGCAACACGGCAAGACGUCGACGAUGCCGUCCAAGCAGCUCAGGAGGCUUUCAAGUCGUGGUCAACCACUCCGAUAGCCAAACGCAAAGAGAUUUGUUCCAAGUUUGGGCAGCUUUACCAAAGUCAUAUGCAAGAUUUCGAUUUUCUCAUUAGAAAGGAAUGUGGGAAGCCAGUGAGUUACAACAAUUUAGCAACUGGCCUUUUACCAGAUCUGACGAUUGAAGAUGAGCAGCGAGUGAUGAUUACCCAAUACGUGCCGAUGGGCGUGGUGGCUGCUAUAUGUCCCUGGAAUUGUGAGUCUUCAUUCUUGAUUCUUGGAAAGAUUGCACCAGCGUUGGUUUCGGGGAACUGCGUGAUUGCAAAGCCAUCGCCCUUCACACCGUACGGACUUCUCAAACUUGUGGAACUUGCUCAGCAAGUCUUUCCUCCUGGAGUACUGCAGGUUCUGGGUGGGGACGAUUCCCUGGGGCCCUGGUUGACUGAACAUCCCGGCAUUCAGAAAAUUUCCUUCACUGGUUCGACUGCGACGGGGAAGAAGGUGAUGCAAGCAUGCUCGAGGACGCUAAAACGACUGACCCUCGAACUUGGUGGGAAUGAUGCUUCAAUUAUCUGCCCCGAUGUAGAUAUCGCAAAGGUCGCUCCAAAAGUGACUGAUGGUGCAUUCAGGAAUUCCGGCCAGGUCUGCACAGCAACCAAGCGAAUCUAUGUACACGAAUCCAUCUAUCCAGAUUUUGUGGUUGCCAUGGUCAAGCAUGCUCAAACUUUGAAGGUUGGCUCAAGUGAUUUGGAUGACGAUGUUAAGCUUGGUCCAUUGCAGAACGAGAUGCAGUAUUUGAAAGUAAGAGACUAUUUCGAUGACUGCUUGCAAAAUGGGUUCAGAUUCGCCACUGGCGGGCUUGUGAAGGAUUCGACAGGGUAUUUUAUCAACCCUACUAUUGUUGAUAGCCCACCAGCAGAUUCUCGAAUCGUGCAAGAAGAACAAUUUGGUCCUAUUGUUCCGGUGUUGCCCUGGUCGGACGAAGAAGAUGUGAUUCACGAGGCGAACAACUCCAACACUGGACUUGCCGCUUGCGUCUGGUCCUCGGAUAUUGAUCGUGCGACUCGUAUCGCCAGUCGAAUUGAGGCUGGAAGUGUCUUCAUCAACAGUGCUGAGUCAAUUACGCCCAAAGCGGUAUUCAGCGGCCAUAAGGAGAGCGGGCUGGGCGGCGAAUGGGGGAAAACGGGACUACUCGGCUUCUGCAACGUGAAAGUAACCCAUAUCUUCAAGUAA